UGGGGCGGAGUAGCCAGCGGCGGCGGCGGCGGCGGGCGGAGCGCAGCGGCGCGAUGGACCCGCCAGCUCGUCCUUCCGUCUCCCGCCCACGGGCUCGAGCUCGCCCGCCGCCGCCGGAGACGCUGCCCACUGCGGGCUUCGACGACGAGCUGUACGACUGCCUGGACUACUACUACCUGCGUGACUUCCCGGCCUCUGGAGCUGGCCGCAGCAAGGGCCGGACGCGGCGCGAGCAGCAGCUGCGCACCAACCGCACGGUGCCCGGCGGCCACGAGCGCAAGGUGGCGCAGACCCUGAUCAACGGGCAGCGCAAGCGGCGCCAGCGCCAGCUGCAACCCCGGCCGCGCACGCGUCUCACCUGAGCGGGAAACCCGAAAGACCUGUUAAAAGUAUUUUCAACUGUAACUGAGUUCCUCCAUGUUGGUCAACAGGACUUUUUUUUUUGAUAAUGUUUAAGUUUCCUGCUUCAGUCUUUUCCUCAGUAAUUAAUUAUUAAGUAAGUAGUUUCCAAGUGGGGAUGUCUUUUUAGGGCUUCCAAUUAAAAGAGAACAGCAAGAAUGCAUUUUAACUCUUCUGGGUUUUUCUCCCUUCCCCACCCCCUCCCCCCACCCCGUGAUAACUGGUUUCCAUUCCGCAAUAUAUAAAGUGUAAAGGAGCAAUCAUGAGGCUAAAGGGAUUUCAGCAACAGCCUAAGGACCUGAGUUUGAUCUUUCAAAGCCAUGGUUUUGAAAACCUGGGUGUAGUGGCCCACACUUAAAAUCCUAGCAUUUGGGAGGUAGAGACAGAUUUCUGG
Molecule: messenger RNA, 793 nt
Organism: Onychomys torridus (southern grasshopper mouse)
Lineage: Eukaryota; Metazoa; Chordata; Mammalia; Rodentia; Cricetidae
Gene: Nupr2
Product: nuclear protein 2, transcriptional regulator
Exons: 2
Coding region: 54-362 (102 amino acids)
Biological process (GO): negative regulation of cell population proliferation; regulation of transcription by RNA polymerase II; negative regulation of cell cycle
Cellular component (GO): nucleus
Source: RefSeq, a predicted model, not a curated record